This is a messenger RNA of Neurospora tetraspora, 168 nucleotides long. RefSeq lists its product as uncharacterized. The transcript has a single exon. Lineage: Eukaryota; Fungi; Ascomycota; Sordariomycetes; Sordariales; Sordariaceae. The record is from RefSeq and is a predicted model, not a curated record. The annotation marks the transcript as partial.
GACCGCUACGAAGAGACUAUUCGGCUAUUUAACGAAAGUAAAUAUUUCUUUUAUAAAGAAAAGAGUUAUAUUAAAUGUAAUUACUUCGAAAAAGAACGUUUCGAUUGCGAACGUUGCGAUUGCGUUACGGCUAUUAUUAAUUAUUAUUUAGUUUACGAGAAUAGAUAA